Pleurotus ostreatus (oyster mushroom) is the source of this 789-nucleotide messenger RNA. RefSeq lists its product as uncharacterized. Bases 1 to 789 code for a protein of 262 amino acids. Lineage: Eukaryota; Fungi; Basidiomycota; Agaricomycetes; Agaricales; Pleurotaceae. The record is from RefSeq and is a predicted model, not a curated record. The transcript has 4 exons.
AUGGAUUAUCCCAUUGACGCCGACGUUGAAGAUAUUCUGAACGAUUCUCUGACCCUUCUUGGAGGGGAACCAGUCUCGGAAAACGAGCUCAUACAAUAUGGCCCUCUGAAACUCACCAUAGCCCCCAAGGCCAAUACCCUGCUCGCUGACCACCUCUUCUCGCCCUCUCUUCUCCUGGCCGAACUCAUCGAACGGAAUCUUCUCCCAGCGAAAGGCAAAACAGUGCUCGAGCUUGGAGCAGGAUGCGCGUUACCAUCUCUACUGUUGGCGACCUUGGCCCACGACACGCCCUCCCUGGUCGUCGUUACAGACUACCCCGACGAUACCAUCUUAUCAAAUCUACGAAGCAACGUCGAACGAAACCAGGAGGCAUUUCAGCCUUCGUGCGGCGUACAGUGGGCUCCGUUCGAGGGUGUACUCCCUGAAGGACGAAGAGACGGCUACGACAUCCUCAUCCUCUCCGACCUACUCCACUUCGACCGCUCGCACGAUGUUCUGAUCUCUUCGAUGACCUCUCUUCUUAGCCCCUCCACCGACGCGCGAGCCUACAUCGCCGCUGGGUCAUACACGCGACCAGAGGUCCGCGAUACCUUCCUCCGAAAGGUCGAGGAGGCAGGAUUGCAUGUAGACCCUGGGCCCGGAUCCGCUGGGGAUAGUCUGAGUCCAAUUCGGGCUGCAGGUGAUACACAUGCCGAGUGGUUGGGCAAACUACAAGUGAGCGGAUUGGAUAGGGAACAGCUGUCUGCGCGUAAAGCUGUAUGUCGGUAUUGGACCGCUCGAUGGGCGUAG